Molecule: messenger RNA, 1829 nt
Organism: Trifolium pratense (red clover)
Lineage: Eukaryota; Viridiplantae; Streptophyta; Magnoliopsida; Fabales; Fabaceae
Product: amino acid transporter AVT1H
Exons: 3
Coding region: 87-1496 (469 amino acids)
Biological process (GO): amino acid transmembrane transport
Cellular component (GO): vacuolar membrane
Molecular function (GO): amino acid transmembrane transporter activity
Source: RefSeq, a predicted model, not a curated record
AACAUGUUUUAUUAAGAGACCUUAAUUACUUACUUAAGUGCUUUCUCCUCUUAAAUCAAUACUUAUCCUAAACUUAUUAGUGUAAGAUGCUAAAAUUCUUGAGGAAAAUCUUAUCCCUUCAAUUGAAGGAUUGUAUCAAGAAAAGGAGUGAACAUGGUAAGAACUUAGUAGCUGUGCAGUUGCCAAAUUGCAAUGUUUGUGUAGAGGAAAACAAACAAUGCAAUUGUGAUCACAUCAUUGUUGAGGAUAGAAAGAACACUAGUGUUGUAGAAGGCGCCAAUGUCGAUGUGAAUGCUGAUAGUUCUUUUGUUCAUGCUGUCAUCAACAUGGUUGGAAUGCUCAUAGGUUUAGGGCAAUUAUCAACUCCAUAUGCUGUUGAAAAAGGAGGGUGGGCAUCUGCAUUCUUGCUUGUAGGACUUGGAGUAAUGUGUGCUUAUACCUCUCAUAUACUUGGAAAAUGUCUUGAAAAGAAUCCAAACUUAGCAAGUUAUGUGGAUAUUGGGAAUCAAGCAUUUGGAUCAAAAGGAAGAUGCAUAGUUGCAACAUUCAUCUACAUGGAAAUCUUUAUGGCACUUGUUUCCUACACCAUCUCAUUACAUGACAACUUGAUCAUAGUAUUUUUGGGGACACAUUUGAAGCUGAAAUUGGCUAUGUUAUCAACAUCACAAAUCUUAACUUUGGUGGCAAUCUUGAUAGCUCUACCUAGUUUGUGGAUCAGAGAUAUGUCUUCUAUAUCUUUCCUUUCAACUGGUGGAAUUCUUAUGUCUCUUCUCAUUUUUAUGUGUGUAGCAGUUACUGCAAUUUUUGGAGAUGUUCAAGCUAAUAAUCAUAGUAUACCAGCUUUGAAGUUACAUAAUAUUCCAUCAAUAUCUGGUCUUUAUGUCUUUGGUUAUGGAGGACAUAUUGUUUUCCCUGAUUUAUAUAAAUCCAUGAAAAACCCUUCCAAGUUCACUAAGGUUUCAAUAGUGAGCUUCACAGUAGUUACAGCACUAUACACCUCAAUGGGAUUCAUGGGUGCAAAAAUGUUUGGAAACAAUGUUCAAUCUCAGAUAACUCUCAACAUGCCACCAAAUCAAAUAAUAACAAAGAUUGCUCUUUGGGCAACAGUGUUGACACCAAUGACCAAAUAUGCACUUGAAUUUGCACCCUUUGCAAUUCAGCUAGAACACUCACUUCCAAAUUCUCUUAGUGGCAGGACAAAAUUAGUAAUAAGGGGUUGUGUGGCUUCAUUUUUGCUAUUGACCAUACUAACCCUUGCUUUAUCAGUGCCAUAUUUUGAGCAUGUUCUAAGUCUCACUGGUUCACUAGUUAGUGUAGCCAUUUGUUUGAUUUUUCCAUGUGUUUUCUAUAUGAAGAUUUUUUGGGGUAAAAUAACAAGGCCUCUCUUAGUCCUUAAUUUUUUUCUAGUCAUGUUUGGGUUUCUUCUUGGGGUGAUGGGCACCCUUUCCUCCAUAGAGUUAAUAUUGAAAAAAUUUCUAUCACAUCAUUCAACUUGAGGCAUUUGUGAUGUAUAUCAGCAUAUAAACACAUCAUCCUUAUUCCCUUCCUCUUCCAAUAUAUAUUCCUAUAAACCAUAGAUUAUGAGAUCUGUGUAAAUAUAGUAGAUCCUAUUAAAGUCUUGUAUUGCAAGAUAAAUCAGUAUCUGUAUGGCCAUGAUUCCAAGAAGCAAAACAACUGCGUGGUCUAUUAUUUACGUGUGUUAGUACUUCUGUAUAUAGUCUUUUUUUACUCACGCACCAUAAGCCUUUCUCAAUUUACUCCGGUAUACUAUCUAAGGAUAACAGAAGAUAAAAUAAUAAUAAUACAUAAAAGUUUGAUUCUUCAUUGUA